CCAAACCGGUGUCCUCACACCCCAUCCCUCUCACAUAUAAACGAAACGAAACGCUCGAUACACACACACACAUACACCACCACCAAAGGAGAUGAACCCUGGCGUCGUGGUCACCAGAAAAGACAUGGACCGGAUCAAAGGCCCAUGGAGCCCGGAGGAGGACGAGGCUCUCCAGAGGCUCGUGGAGAAGCACGGGCCCAGGAACUGGUCCCUCAUCAGCAGGUCCAUCCCGGGCCGCUCAGGGAAGUCCUGCAGGCUCCGCUGGUGCAACCAGCUCUCGCCCCAGGUCGAGCACCGGGCCUUCACGCCCGAAGAGGACGACACCAUAAUCCGGGCCCACGCCCGCUUCGGCAACAAGUGGGCCACCAUAGCCCGCCUCCUCCACGGCAGAACCGACAACGCGAUUAAAAACCACUGGAACUCCACCUUGAAGCGCAAGUGCUCUUCCGCCAUGAUCGAUGACAUCCAACCGCUCAAACGCUCCGUCAGCGCCGGCGCCGCCAUACCCGUCUCCACCGGACUCUACAUCAACCCUCCCACUCCCGGCAGCCCCUCCGGAUCCGAUGUCAGCGAGUCCAGUGUACCCGUUGCGUCCCCAUCCCACGUUUACCGGCCCGUCGCUAGGCCCGGCCCGGUUCUACCGCCCGUAGAAACCACCUCGUCCUCCAAUGACCCCCCACCUUCUCUUCCCCUAUCACUCCCCGGCGCCGACUCUUCUGAAGUCUCUAAUCAUGCCGCGCCGCCACCUCCGCCGCCGUCAAAUACUAUCCCUCUGCUGCCAAUGAUGGCGGCUCCGGUGCCUCCGCCGCCGGUGAUGGGGCCGUUUAAUUUAAGUGCGGAAUUUUUGGCUGUGAUGCAGGAAAUGAUAAGGAAAGAGGUGAGGAGUUAUAUGGAGAUGCAGAAUGGGAUGUGUUUUCAUGCAGCUGAUGAUGGGUUUAGGAAUGCUUCCGUGAAGCGAAUUGGGAUUAGCAGGAUCGAUUCGUAAAUAGUAUCAGUAGAAAAAAUGAGUAAAAUGCUUGUUCGCGCUUCUAAAUGGGAAAAAAAAAGAAGAAAAAAAAAACGUUUUUUUUUUCCAUGUUUUUUUAUCUAGGCAAUAAUUUUGGUUAAUGUACAGUGAGAGGACUCAUGCCGCUAAUGAAAUUCCUUUCUGAGAAGCGGAAGAACCAAGAGGGGAAAACAAAGCAAAAAAAAAAAAAUUCUGAAAUUUCUGUUUUUUUUUUCGUCAUCUCUUGGUCCUGUUCUCCUGGCUUAGUAUGAAAAACAAAACAAAACAACAAGAAGUUUAGAAUAAAAUAAAUAAAAUCCUUUAAA
This is a messenger RNA of Cajanus cajan (pigeon pea), 1311 nucleotides long. RefSeq names its product transcription factor MYB44. Lineage: Eukaryota; Viridiplantae; Streptophyta; Magnoliopsida; Fabales; Fabaceae. Gene Ontology annotation, molecular function: DNA-binding transcription factor activity, RNA polymerase II-specific; RNA polymerase II cis-regulatory region sequence-specific DNA binding. The record is from RefSeq and is a predicted model, not a curated record. Gene Ontology annotation, cellular component: nucleus. Gene Ontology annotation, biological process: regulation of DNA-templated transcription.